AUGCAGUAUCACACCACCACGGUUUUACCACAAUCCAAGCAAAAUCACAAAUCGUAUAUGUUCUGGGGAUCUUUCGCCGGUGACCGAAAGGGCCGACGAAUCGAUGAACAUAUGGACGGCGGUGCCAACCAGAUGAUAUGUAUGCUUCAUCUGUGGACACAAUUCAGCGCCGAUCGUCGUACGUCCAAUCGCGGCGUUGCUCAGCCCAAGCAAGGCGUUUUCUGCAACGUUCACGUCCGCUAUGCUCAUGCCCCGAGCCUUGAGCGCCUUUCGGGGCGUUUCACCACAGACCGGCCCGUAGAUUGA
Molecule: messenger RNA, 306 nt
Organism: Penicillium bovifimosum
Lineage: Eukaryota; Fungi; Ascomycota; Eurotiomycetes; Eurotiales; Aspergillaceae
Exons: 1
Coding region: 1-306 (101 amino acids)
Source: RefSeq, a predicted model, not a curated record